This is a messenger RNA of Vitis riparia (riverbank grape), 1288 nucleotides long. RefSeq names its product AT-hook motif nuclear-localized protein 20-like. The record is from RefSeq and is a predicted model, not a curated record. The annotation marks the transcript as partial. Gene Ontology annotation, cellular component: nucleus. The transcript has a single exon. Gene Ontology annotation, molecular function: minor groove of adenine-thymine-rich DNA binding; DNA-binding transcription factor activity. Lineage: Eukaryota; Viridiplantae; Streptophyta; Magnoliopsida; Vitales; Vitaceae.
UUCUCUCUUCUUAUACCACUUCUAUCUCAUCUCUCUCAUUUUCAUCUUUCAUCCGAAUCAAUAGAUGAAAGAGUGAGAACAACUGCUUCUACAAGGAGGAGCACUUGGUUUCUGGUUAAGCUGCUUCAAUUUCUGCUGUCAGCCUCAGGAAGAAGGAGACGAGAGAAGUCAUCUUCAACUGUUACAGGAAAAGCCGAUCAAGUGUUGGCUCCUCUUCUUUCCCAGCCGUGUUCAGUGUUCACUGAAUUUGAAACACUGGCUAAUCGGUGGUGGGCCGGCCAGGUAGGGCUGCCGGGAAUGGACCCGGCAGCUGUUUCACCGAUGCUAAAUAAACGCGAUCGCGAGAUAUCAAUCAACGAUAACCCCGGCACAGGAGACGAUGAAGAAGAGAAAGACAACGAAGGCGAGCCCACGGAGGGUGCAGUAGAAGUCGGCACUCGUAGACCAAGAGGUCGCCCGCCUGGAUCCAAAAACAAGCCCAAACCCCCUAUUUUCGUCACGCGCGACAGCCCGAACGCCCUUCGGAGCCACGUGAUGGAGGUGGCCGGCGGCCACGACGUUGCCGAAAGCGUCGCCCAGUUCGCCCGUAGACGUCAACGAGGGGUCUGCGUCCUCAGCGGCAGCGGCUCCGUAGCCAACGUGACUCUGAGACAGCCCGCCGCGCCUGGCGCCGUGGUGGCACUCCAUGGAAGAUUCGAGAUUCUGUCCCUAACAGGAGCAUUCCUCCCCGGACCUGCCCCUCCCGGCUCCACUGGACUCACCGUGUACCUCGCCGGAGGUCAGGGCCAGGUUGUGGGAGGAAGUGUGGUUGGAUCACUGGUAGCGGCAGGCCCGGUGAUAGUGAUAGCCGCCACUUUUGCGAACGCAACAUACGAGAGACUGCCUCUGGAAGAAGAAGAAGAAGGUGGGCAGGCGCCGCCGCCGAGUGGUUCGCCGCCUGCAAUUGGAAGCAGUGGUGGACAGCAUCACUCUGGCCUGCCGGAGCUGCCCAUAUACAAUCUGCCACCGAAUCUACUCCCUAACGGCGGCCAAUUGAGUCAUGACCCCUACUCAUGGGCUCAUGCUCGGCCCCCUUACUGAGCACAAGAGCGCUGAAAGGCCAUGAGAGGUUUUGCAAACCUUCCAUCGAUGGAAAUUGGAUGCGAACAAAAAAGAAACCGUGCUUCUCUAUGUAUAUUAAACCCCUUUGUUUUUGCUUCCUUUCUGUUUGUAAUAAAAAGAUGGUUAGCUUCUUUUCGCUUGUUUUCUAACCUCUACUUUAAUUUGAUUUUUUUCCCUUUUCCUCCAA